Molecule: messenger RNA, 5628 nt
Organism: Monopterus albus (swamp eel)
Lineage: Eukaryota; Metazoa; Chordata; Actinopteri; Synbranchiformes; Synbranchidae
Product: vinculin-like
Exons: 24
Coding region: 536-3943 (1135 amino acids)
Biological process (GO): cell adhesion
Cellular component (GO): actin cytoskeleton
Molecular function (GO): structural molecule activity; actin filament binding
Source: RefSeq, a predicted model, not a curated record
CCUCCUCUCCAAACACAUCUCCCAAAUCUUGGACUCACGAUCUCUUCCUAUUAAGUUCCCCCAGCACUUUCCUUUUACGGGCCACUGGCAUGCAUGACGUAAUUUGGGAAGAGCUCUCACUUGCAGUGGAUGUAGGUGUGUGUGUGUGUCUCUCUGAGUGUAUGAUUUGUGUGUGCAUGCGUGUGCGUGCAGGGAAAGCGUCAGUGCGCACCAACAUCAACCCGCUUGGCAGCUGCAUCCCUUCGCUGUGAUUGGAUGAAGGGCGGUGAUUCCUUCUGUCACGAUUUGGGUCGCUCCCACCGGAGGACACCGAGGGUCUGAGUCCAGCCUUUACCGAGGUGCUCACCAAAGGAAACGGUGCACACCGGGGGAACAGACGUAUGAGGAUUUCCUCUCAGGGGCUGGGCUGACAACUCGGGAUUCGUCCUCCUGUCGGUGGCGGUGAGGAGAGGAGAGGAGAGGAGAGAGGGGAUCUUCGGUGCUGGAACUACCAGCUGCCUUUAUUCUGCCGAGUCUGCGGUAAAAGUCGUUCACGAUGCCGGUGUUUCACACCAAGACCAUCGAGAGUAUCCUGGAGCCGGUGGCCCAGCAGAUCUCUCACCUGGUCAUCAUGCACGAGGAGGGGGAGGUGGACGGUAAAGCCAUCCCAGAUCUGACGGUGCCAGUGGCCGCGGUGCAGGCGGCAGUCAGCAACCUUGUACGGGUGGGGAAAGAAACGGUUCAAACCACAGAGGACCAGGUGAUGAAAAGAGAUAUGCCUCCAGCGUUCAUUAAGGUGGAGAACUCAUGCUCUAAGCUCGUCCAGGCGGCUCAGAUGCUGAAGGCAGACCCAUACUCUGUUCCUGCACGAGAUUACCUGAUUGAUGGAUCCAGAGGGAUACUGUCUGGAACAUCUGACCUGCUCCUUACCUUUGAUGAGGCUGAGGUGCGUAAGAUAAUCCGAGUGUGUAAAGGUAUCCUAGAGUAUCUGACUGUAGCUGAAGUGGUGGAGACCAUGGAGGACCUAAUCACUUACACCAAGAACUUGGGACCAGGGAUGACUAAAAUGUCAAAGAUGAUUGAGGAGAGGCAGCAGGAGCUGACACAUCAAGAACACAGGCAGAUGUUAGUCAGCUCCAUGAACACCAUCAAAGAGCUGCUGCCUGUUCUUAUAUCAGCUAUAAAGAUUUUUGUCGCAACCAAGAGCAGUCACGGUGCCGGCGUUGAGGAGGCAGAGAGGAACAGAAGGUUUACCUUUGAAAAGAUGAGCGCUGAAAUCAAUGAGAUCAUAAGAGUCCUGCAGCUCACCACAUGGGACGAAGAUGCCUGGGCCAAUAAGAAGGAUAUGGAGGCUUUGAAGAGAUCCCUGGCUUUAAUUGAGUCAAAGAUGGGGCAGGCUAAAAACUGGCUCAAAGACCCUUAUGGACAACCAGGAGACCCUGGUGAAGUUGCCUUACGUGUGAUACUGGAUGAAGCUGGUAAGGUGGGAGAGCUGUGCGCUGGGAAGGAGAGGAGAGAUAUACUGGCCACCGCUAAGGCUCUGGGACAAAUGACAGACCAGGUCACAGACCUUCGAGCCAGAGGCCAGGGACCGACCCCAGGGUGUGUGCAGCAUGCAGGCAAGUGUUCGCAGGGCUUAGAGUUAUUAUUUGGCAAAGUGGAUGCUGCUGCCCGCAGACUGGAGGCCCUCAUCAAUGCCAAGCAGGCUAUUGCCAGGAGGCUGGACUCUGCACAGGCCUGGCUGGCCGAUCCUAACGGUGGUCCCGAGGGGGAAGACAACAUCAGAGUGCUACUAGCAGAGGCCAAACGCAUCGCUGAUCUGUGCGAAGACCCCAAAGAGAGGGAUGAUAUACUGCGCUCCAUCAGUGAGAUUGCAGGACUCACCGGCAGACUGGCGGAGCUACGCAGACAAGGUAAAGGUGACAGCCCAGAGGCACGUGCAUUGGCAAAGCAGAUUGGAGUGGCCCUCUUGACGCUGCAGUCCAAAACCAACCGGGCUGUGGCCAGCAUGAGACCAGCUAAGCCUGCCGUCACCUUGGAGGGCAAACUGGAGCAGGCCCUCCGCUGGGUGAACAACCCCGGAGUGGACGACAGAGGAAUAGAGUAUGAGGUGCUACAGUGGAACACAGGUCAGGCAGCAAUCAGAGGAAUGGUUGGGGAAGGGAGGAGGUUGGCAGGAGGCAUGUUAGGCCCAUAUCGACAGGAUAUGAUCGGACGCUGCGACCGAACAGAGGCUCUAAUGACAUCUUUGGCAGACAUGGCCGGCAGAGGCGAGGCUGAGGCUCCUCAUGCACGAGCUACAGCUGCACAACUGCAGGAUAGCCUCAAGGACCUGAGGCAGCACAUGCAGGAGGUGAUGACCCAGGAAGUAUCUGAUGUUUUCAGUGACACCACCACCCCUGUUAAACUGCUGGCUGUAGCUGCAACCUCUCCUCCUGAUGCCCCCAACAGGGAGGAGGUUUUUGAAGAGCGCGCAGGGAACUUUGAGGCCCAUGCAGGUCGACUAGGGGCGACCGCAGAGAAAGCUGCUGCUGUGGGAACAGCCAAUAAGAGCACAGUAGAGGGGAUUCAUGCUGCUGUGAAACAUGCCAGGGAGCUCACACCACAGGUGACUUCUGCUGCUCGGAUCCUGUUGAAGAAUCCUGGAAACAAAGCGGCAUAUGAGCACUUUGACACUAUGAAGAACCAGUGGAUUGACAAUGUGGAGAGACUGACUGGUCUGGUGGACGAAGCCAUCGACACCAAAUCUCUGUUAGAUGCUUCUGAGGAGGCUAUAAAGAAAGACAUCGACAAGUGCCGAGUUGCCAUGGCAAAUGUUCAGCCCCAAAUGCUUGUUGCCGGGGCAACAAGCAUAGCAAGACGAGCUAAUCGGGUCUUGUUGGUGGCUAAGAAGGAAGUGGAGAACUCUGAAGAUCUGCGGUUCAGAGACACUGUGAAACAUGCGUCAGACAUCCUCUCACACACCAUCUCACCCAUGGUGAUGGAUGCCAAGGCAGUGGCCGGGAACAUACAAGAUAAAGUACUGCAGAAAGCCUAUUUGGACUCGUGUCUGAGGAUCCUGGCUGCAGUCGGCAAAGUUAGGGAAGCCUUCCAACCUCAGGAGCCUGACUUUCCUCCCCCACCUCCUGACCUGGACCAGCUCCAUGUUAGUGAUGAGCAGGCACCACCCAAGCCCCCCUUGCCACAGGGCGAGGUGCCCCCGCCUCGGCCCCCUCCUCCAGAGGAGAAGGAUGAGGAGUUCCCAGAGCAGAAGGCGGGAGAGGUUGUCAGUGAGCCCAUGAUGGUGGCGGCCAAGCAGCUGCACGAUGAGGCGCGCAAGUGGUCCAGCAAGCCUGAGGAUGAGGAGGCUGUAGAGGAGAGGGAGGUAGAUGAUGAAGAUGAGUUUACUGAUGGUGAGGAUGACUAUGAGCCAGAACUGCUGCUGAUGCCCUCCAACCAGCCUGUCAAUCAACCCAUUCUGGCAGCUGCCCAGUCUCUCCACCAGGAGGCGCGCAAGUGGUCCAGCAAGGGUAACGACAUCAUCGCAGCAGCCAAGCGGAUGGCUCUGCUAAUGGCAGAAAUGUCUCGGCUGGUGCGUGGUGGAAGCGGGAACAAACGGGCACUGAUUCAGUGUGCUAAGGACAUUGCCAAGGCCUCAGAUGAGGUAACGAGACUUGCUAAAGAAGUGGCCAAGCAGUGCACUGACAGACGCAUCAGAACUAAUCUGCUACAGGUGUGUGAAAGAAUUCCAACCAUCAGUACUCAGCUGAAGAUCCUCUCAACUGUCAAAGCCACAAUGCUGGGGCGAACAAACAUUAGCGAAGAGGAGUCAGAGCAGGCCACAGAGAUGUUGGUCCAUAAUGCUCAGAAUCUGAUGCAGUCAGUGAAGGAGACUGUCAGAGAAGCAGAAGCUGCCUCCAUCAAGAUUCGCACAGAUGCGGGAUUCACGCUUCGCUGGGUGCGCAAGACCCCCUGGUAUCAAUAACUAAACCAGGUCACUGAAACUAGCUAUGCUCUAAAUUGGUACUGAUAGAGCAAACACCUCAAGCAAAGGUAACAAUGUGCAAACUCCUCAUGAGUAAACGUGCACUUCUUCAAAGAGGAAACUGCAGGUGAUUCUGUCCCAUCCUCCACUGUAGUUUGGGUGUGCAUACCAGGACCAUUAGAUCUAGUACCAAGCAGGUUUCAUUUAUUGGAGUGGGUUCAGCUUCGCUCUCCAGUUCCCUUUGCCCGUAACUGUGGAAUCACGCAGGCUAAUCAGAGACGGUUUUUAUAUAUGUUUGGUAUGUUGUGUUACCAGAGUUUAUCCAAAUCCCAGGUAUAUAUUUUUUGCAUGAAAAUUUUUUCUAUUUUCCAAAUGCAGAAUUAUGAGAUUUUAUCCCCCAGAGGACUUUUACUUUUCAUUCAGUUUUUUGGUGCACUUCUUAUUGUCUACUGUACAUACAGUAAUUAUUUGUUUUAUGAACAACACUCAGCUAGUAGCUUUAUUCAGCGAGUUUGACAUUAAAGUGUGGAGUCUUGUGUGGGCUGAGCUCUGCCCCUCUUCAGGUUUACUUUUGGAAAUAAUGCUGUUCUUAACUGAAGAAUUCAGAGGUGAUUCAUCAUCACUGCUGCUCAGUGAUGUUUAUACAACUUGAAAAACUAAAAGGUGUCGACUCUUAGGAAAAUAUACCAUUUCAAAAACAACUGUAUGGUAGUCAGUCAAAAGGCAUUUAUUUUUUGUUGAUUGCAGGAAGGAUCUUUUAAGUGUUCACUUGAGAGUGGUAGUAUGAGUGACAGAAAAGCAAAGGUCAAGGUUAGUUGAGGUUUGUAAUGUGAGUUUAGAGUUCAUUUACAUUUUAUUUAACAAUGCCAAAGGAUUUAUUACUGUAAGCAGUUCUCUAAACACAACAGAGCCUUUUUUUAUUUUUUAGCAAAGAGAGUGUGAAUGUUUUCUCCUGCUUUGCAUAUUUUAAACUAAUUACUAAGUUCUAUUUUGUUCAGAUUUCAGUUUAAUAUUUUCAAAACCAGUGAUUUUACACAGCAAUUCAACAUCUUGUUUUUAGACUUUUCUCCAUGUGUGAGCCCAGUAGUCCCAAUAUGAUCUGAGUUUGAGUUUACACAUCAUUUCUAAACAACCCUGGUGGUUUGAGAACAAAAACCCUUUCUAUAUGAUAUUAGGCACUGAUGCCAAUCUAGAUUUUUUUUUUAGGUUUAGAUAAAAAACCUUUCAAAGGAGUCUUUCUGUUUUGAAUAAUUACACAUCAGCUGAUGCAUUUAUAUAACAAGCAAGAGUGAAUUCAUUAUUUUCAUUCACUAAACAGUAUUAUAUAAAGUUUUUGCUUUUGACAAUGACUAGCCAAAUUUAACCGUUAAAAAGGAGGAAAGGACAAUUUGUCCACGUGUGCCAGUGUGUAUGUGUGAAGCCUCGUCACUGACGCGGUAUGAGCUGCCCGUGUUAAUGCUGGGGACAGAGCUCUGAAUAGCAGCACAAACUUUAAACCAUAUCUUCAUUUUUAUUUGGGCCUUCUGAGCAUGUAGCAGUCAGUGACUGUUCAUUGAUAGCGACAGGGUGUAAUUCUGUGUGUGUACUUUUGUUCAAUCACACCUUGAAUGUAAUCCGAUAGCUUCUAGCCCUGCCAACACAUCUGCUGUGCCUUGGAAGAAUAAAAGACUAUGUCUGAUUACUGG